CGGACCGGGGAGGAAGAGGGGACAGCCCCGACUUCCAGCUGCUGUCGCCGCCGCCGUCACAGUUCGCAGAGGGGGAUUUAAAGACCGGAACCCGGCCAGGGCCGGGGAGGAGGCAGGAGUCAGGGGAGACGGGAGGCUGCGGUUGCAGACAGAGAACUAAGAUUCCAGAUGGCAAAUUCAUUGAAUGGCAGAAAUCCUGGUGGUCGAGGAGGAAACCCCCGAAAAGGACGAAUUUUGGGCAUUAUUGAUGCUAUUCAGGAUGCAGUUGGACCCCCUAAACAAGCAGCAGCAGAUCGAAGGACUGUGGAGAAAACUUGGAAACUCAUGGAUAAAGUGGUCAGACUGUGCCAAAACCCCAAACUUCAGUUGAAAAAUAGCCCACCGUAUAUCCUUGACAUUUUACCUGAUACAUAUCAGCACUUGCGACUUAUACUGAGUAAAUAUGAUGACAACCAGAAACUUGCCCAGCUCAGUGAAAAUGAAUAUUUUAAAAUCUAUAUUGAUAGUCUCAUGAAAAAGUCAAAACGGGCAAUAAGACUCUUUAAAGAAGGCAAAGAAAGGAUGUAUGAAGAGCAGUCGCAGGACAGAAGAAAUCUCACAAAGCUAUCCCUAAUCUUCAGUCACAUGCUGGCAGAAAUCAAAGCAAUCUUUCCCAAUGGCCAAUUCCAGGGAGAUAACUUUCGUAUCACAAAAGCAGAUGCUGCUGAAUUCUGGAGAAAGUUUUUUGGAGACAAAACAAUCGUACCAUGGAAAGUAUUCAGACAGUGCCUUCAUGAGGUCCACCAGAUUAGCUCUGGACUAGAAGCUAUGGCUCUAAAGUCAACAAUUGAUUUAACUUGUAAUGAUUAUAUUUCAGUUUUUGAAUUUGAUAUUUUCACCAGAUUAUUUCAGCCUUGGGGCUCUAUUUUACGGAAUUGGAAUUUCUUAGCUGUGACACAUCCAGGUUACAUGGCGUUUCUCACAUACGAUGAAGUUAAAGCACGACUACAGAAAUACAGCACCAAACCUGGGAGCUACAUAUUUCGAUUAAGCUGCACUAGAUUGGGACAAUGGGCCAUUGGCUAUGUGACAGGUGAUGGCAAUAUCUUGCAGACCAUACCACAUAAUAAGCCCUUAUUUCAAGCCUUGAUUGAUGGCAGCAGGGAAGGAUUCUAUCUGUAUCCUGAUGGGAGAAGCUAUAAUCCUGACUUAACAGGACUAUGUGAACCUACACCCCAUGAUCACAUAAAAGUAACUCAGGAACAAUAUGAAUUAUAUUGUGAAAUGGGUUCCACAUUUCAGCUCUGUAAAAUUUGUGCUGAGAAUGACAAAGAUGUCAAGAUUGAACCUUGUGGGCAUUUGAUGUGCACCUCUUGCCUUACAGCUUGGCAGGAAUCUGAUGGCCAAGGCUGCCCCUUCUGUCGCUGUGAAAUAAAAGGAACCGAGCCCAUAAUUGUGGACCCCUUUGAUCCUAGAGACGAAGGUUCUAGAUGCUGCAGCAUCAUCGACCCCUUUGGAAUGCCCAUGCUGGAUUUAGAUGAUGAUGAUGACCGAGAGGAGUCCUUGAUGAUGAAUCGGCUGGCAAAUGUCCGAAAGUGCACUGAAAGGCAGAAUUCCCCAGUCACCUCACCAGGGUCCUCGCCUCUGGCACAGAGAAGAAAGCCACAUCCCAACCCACUCCAGAUCCCACACCUCAGCCUGCCACCAGUGCCUCCACGCUUGGAUCUCAUUCACAAAGGCAUAGUUCGAUCUCCCUGUGGCAGUCCAACUGGUUCACCAAAGUCUUCUCCUUGCAUGGUGAGAAAACAAGAUAAACCACUCCCAGCACCACCUCCUCCCUUAAGAGAUCCACCUCCCCCUCCUCCUGAGAGUCCUCCACCAAUCCCUCCAGAAAAUAGACUGAGUCGUCCUUUGCAUCAUGUGGAAAGUGUGCCUUCUCGGGACCAGCCAAUGCCUCUUGAAGCCUGGUGUCCUCGAGAUGUGUUUGGAACUAAUCAGUCGGUGGGAUGUAGACUCCUAGGGGAGGGCUCUCCAAAGCCUGGAAUCACAGCAAGUUCCAAUGUAAACGGAAGGCACAGUAGAAUGGUCUCAGAACCUGUGCUUAUGCGGAAACAUAGACGCCAUGAUUUGCCUUUAGAAGGAGCCAAGGUCUUCUCCAAUGGUCACCUGGGAAAUGAAGAAUAUGAUGUCCCUCCCCGGCUUUCUCCUCCUCCUCCAGCUGCUGCCCUUCUUCCUAGUAUCAAGUGUGCUGGUCCAUUAGCAAAUUCCCUUUCAGAGAAAGCAAGAGAUCCAGGAGAGGAAGAUGAUGAUGAGUACAAGAUUCCUUCAUCUCAUCCUGUUCCCCUGAAUUCACAACCAUCUCAUUGUCCUAAUGUAAAGCCAUCUCUUAGGUCUUGUGACAAUGGUCAUUGUAUUUUGAAUGGAACACUUGGUACCGCUUCAGAAAUGAAGAAAUCCAACAUCCCUGAGUUAGGCAUAUAUUUAAAGGGAGAUGUUUUUGAGUCAGCCUCUGUUCCAGUGCCAUUACCACCUGCCAGGCCUCCAACUCGGGACAAUCCAAAGCAUGGUUCUUCACUCAACAGGACGCCCUCUGAUUAUGAUCUUCUCAUCCCUCCAUUAGAGGAAGACCAUCAGAACUCUAUAAGACUUCACAAGUACCAUCACCAUAUGCAAAAUGGUACAUCUUAUAAGGUGAAGAUGCUUUUGAUGUCCUCCCACCAUCCCUCCCACCUCCGCCACCUCCUGCGAGACACAGUCUCAUUGAACAUUCAAAACCUCCUGGCUCAGGCAGCCGACCAUCCUCAGGACAGGACCUUUUCCUUCUUCCUUCAGACCCCUUUUUUGAUCCAGCAAGUGGCCAAGUUCCAUUGCCUCCUGCCAGGAGAUUACCAGGUGAAAAUGGCAAGUCCAAUAGAACAUCACAAGACUAUGAUCAGCUUCCUUCAUGUUCAGAUGGUUCACAAGCACCAGCAAGACCUCCUAAACCACGACCUCGCAGGACUGCACCAGAAAUUCACCACAGAAAGCCCCAAGGGCCUGAGGCAGCAUUGGAAAAUGUUGAUGCGAAAAUUGCAAAACUCAUGGGAGAGGGUUAUGCCUUUGAAGAAGUAAAGAGAGCCUUAGAGAUAGCCCAGAAUAAUGUUGAAGUGGCCCGUAGCAUCCUCCGAGAAUUUGCCUUCCCCCCUCCAGUCUCUCCACGUCUAAAUCUAUAGCAGCCAGCCGAACUAUCAUCACCAAAAUGGAAGAGAAAAUGCUGAAUAUGCCAGAAGUGUGGAAAGGAGAAGAGUGAGACGGAAUUUAAGAGAGAAGAUGUCUCCACCUCGCCUCUUGUGGCAUGUUGAGAAGGGCCUGAGUGCUGCUUCCCUGAAGACAAGCGCUUGCUCAGGAUGUUGGCAGCUGGGCUUUCUUAUUUUUGCUAGCCAUACUUUUAAAUCAGGGUUGAACUGACAAAAAUAAUUUAAAGACGUUUACUUCCCUUGAACUUUAAAUCUGUGAAAUGCUUUUCCUUGUUUACAAGUGGCAGGUUUUGUUUCAAGUUUUUUUUUUUUUUUUUUUUUUUGAUCCCUGUACUGUGUUCUUGAUGGACCCUUUGUAGAGUGGUCAGGUCUGCUGUAACAUUUCCCACCAACUUCCUUGCUGUCCACAUCAGUAACUAUGACGUAUGUUCAUUUUGAUCUCACCUAUGACAUCCCCAACAGUGGCCAGGUCCUAUCCCAUUUCUCUUAGUUUUUAAAAUGCUUUAAACAUAUCAGACUAAUGGAAACAAAAAGAAAAGAAAAGUGUGGCCUUCACUACUGAGUCUUUCUUCUUUAGAAACCAUUGCUGUGGAGAGAUGGAGGAAAAUCUGAAUGUAUAAAACUUUUUUUUUUUUUUUUUUUUUUUUUUGGCUAACGAACUGUCUCUCAUAAGGAGUUUUCAUAUAAUACAGAGGAGCUUUCUUUUUUUUAGUGUAAGUUUUGUGAGCUUUAAUUUUCCAUAUUCUCAUCCCAGGGGUGUCACGUCUCUGUAAAACCUUAAAAUAUUAGAAAGCAACUACUGCAGAUAUGGGAGAAAUAUACUUGCACACAACAAUACUGUAUUAAAGUUACAUAAUAAGGUUUCUGAUAUUUAUUGCCUGCAUUACUUUGAGGCAUGUUGUUGAAUAAGAGAACCAUCUCCCAGAAAUAAAUUACUUUUGGAUAAAAUUAUGGUCAUACCCUUCCAAAAGUGGAACAGAGUUUAUUUCCUAUUUGAAUUAUUAUACUCUGGUACCUAACAGGCUUAGGAACCAGCUCAUAUUGCAGUGGAAACAUUAAAUCUUUGAUGCACUGUUAAGUGCUAAUGCUACUGUGGCAGUGUUUUCUGCAAAGUUCUUAGUAAUUUUCUUUCUGCAGUCAAAUCAGAGUUCAUAUGUGAUUUGUGGAUCUACUCUUUCAUUGCUCCACCCAGUCAAAUAAAAUAAAUUAUAUAGUUUGCCCAGUUUUUUUUUCUUCAAAAUGGAGACUGAUUCUUCAGAAACUGUUACCGAUAUUAAUUUACAAUAUUUACUGAGCAUCUAUUAUGUGCUCAUCAUUGCUAGGCACUGUGUUUCAAAGCACAAACUAUUGCUAAUUAUCUCCAAUAUAUAUAUAUAUAUAUAUAUAUAUUUUUUUUUUUUUUUUUUUACCCAGCAUUUUCUUGCCAAAUCCUGAAAGAUUUCCACAAGAAAGUCAGAAUUUUGGGGCAUUUUUUUUCAUACCUCCUAAUGAGAAAUUAGUGGGAAAAUGAGACAUAAGCUAGUCUGUAAAAUUCUUCAACCAUAGAAGUUUUCUAUAUGUAGGCCUAUGGGUUUGUACACAUUGCUGGCACUUCAUUCAUAAUUUCAAGUAUAGUGCAUGUAAAAAGAUGUCUCUCUUCAGGAAUUCAAAGGACAUGACCAGACAUCUAACAGAGCCAAGACUCAGCUUAUGGCCAGGCUGACCUGAAAAGCACAUAGACAUGUUUUUUUGUUUGUUUGUUUUGCAUAGUGGCAUUUCCUUUCCUGACAUAAUAGGAGUACAUGAGUCACAGGACUUGAAGAGUUUGUGUUCCUAUGUCAUUGAUAGUUUUUCAAGGUGAUUCUAAGCUGGUUGGUGUCCCUAGAGUGGAUUUUUUAAAGUUGCCUUAGAGAGUCUUAUGAGUAGCUAUGCAGUUUUGUUCUUUUUUCUUUUUUUUUUUUAGUUUUAAAAAUGCAUCAUCUAAUUCUCCAUUGCUUCAUGAAUGCAUGCUAUCUCAUGAUUUACCCUUGUUUAUGUCACAUUGGAAUAGCACUGUAUAUUUUGUUUUUGUAUGAUUUGAUGAUCAUAUGUUCAGUCCAAAAACCAAAAGUUGCCCCUUCAUUUGUGAUAACGUUGCUCUAAAAUUAGGGAAUGAUGUGAAAUACGAAUCCUGUAACAUAAUAUAUUCUCACGAAAAUUUUUGCUGAGAAUUAAAAAAGAUAACAGUAAACUUAAAAAUCUUACUUUGCAAAGAAUAUUUGCUAGCCUCCUCCAAAUGCUGCACAUUAUACUUAACAGCAGUCAUUACUUUUGUUAUAAAAGACUGAAUCUAAGAUUUGUAUAGAAUGGAAUGGAAAGAGGGAAAUUUUCUAUCAAACACUCAUGAAAGACCCAUUGCUACCUAUGACCUAACAAACACAGACAUUUUUGAGGAAAUAAAUUGAAAUAUAUAUAUAUUUAUAUUAAAAAAUAAUACCUAUUAAUUAUUAGAAAUACCCAGACAUGAUUCCACUGUGAUCCAUAAAGAAACAUUCCUUCCAUUUCUUGAGACUUGGUGAUAUGAUUAUUUUUAACCUGGCAUACCACAGAAUUCAAAUCUAUUCAGAUCACAGCCAGUGUUAACCUAUAUUGUUCCUAGCUCCUAUCAUAUUUUGGGGAUAGAAGUACUUAUCCUCACUGAUGGCUAAUAAAUUAAUCUCCAUAGUCUUUUUCCUUUUACUUUAUAUAAUAUCCUGGCCAAUUUUUCUAGAAUUGAAUCGGAAUAGUACUUGUGGUUAAUCUGAUCACCCUUCCACAAAGAUCCUAUUUAACCCUUCCCUACCUGCUGUCCCUUCCCACAUUACAAAUAGUCUCAGUAGUAGAGCCCAAGUAAACUUCAAAGGCCCAGGACCCACUUAUUAAUAUUUCACACAUAAGAACACUUGCAAAAAUUCUUCAUAAUGUGAACUUUUUUAAAUUCUUGGUUCCAGAAACAUUUCCUACAGUUUGGACAUUAUUUUUCCUCUCUUAUUUUCAACUUGAAGCUUUAAUUUGCACUGAACUAUCUAACCUAGUUCAAUUUUUACUUUUUAUUUUCCUUAAUGGAACAUAUUUGAAACAAGCUGCAGUAUGUUUUCAACAAUACAGGUACUGCCUACUGACCUGUAAUUUUAGUGCUUCUAGGAAAAGUUUCCAGAAAAGAAAGAGUGAAGGGUUUUCUUCUCAAUUACUAUUUUAUUUUAAUGCCUUUUUUAAACCUGUCUAAUGUGGCAAAGUAGUUAUGUGUUUAAUUAAUUUAUAUUCAUUCUUUUUCAAUUCUGGUUAUUAUAUAAACUCAAGUAUGUUAUCUGUUCUUUUAAGGUAUUUUAUAAAAUGGAUGUUAACAAAAUCAGACUUGGUAUUUUAUUUUUACAAAUGAAUAUGGAUUAUUUCUGAG
Messenger RNA from Erinaceus europaeus (western European hedgehog), 6609 nucleotides. RefSeq names its product Cbl proto-oncogene B (gene CBLB). Gene Ontology annotation, cellular component: membrane raft; plasma membrane. Bases 169 to 3090 code for a protein of 973 amino acids. Gene Ontology annotation, molecular function: ubiquitin protein ligase activity; phosphotyrosine residue binding; SH3 domain binding. Gene Ontology annotation, biological process: cell surface receptor signaling pathway; negative regulation of epidermal growth factor-activated receptor activity. The transcript is spliced from 20 exons. NCBI's taxonomy places the organism in Eukaryota, Metazoa, Chordata, Mammalia, Eulipotyphla, Erinaceidae. The record is from RefSeq and is a predicted model, not a curated record.